AAGCACGAAGAUUAUGCUGCCGACAUGUUGUACUAUAUGUACUGUACAAAGAUCCAGCGAACAAGCGUUCUUGGCUUUCCUGCACCCUGUUGUGUCUCAAGUGGACAGAGUGAACAAGAUGUUCGAGGGAGAAGACUGCAACGUUAGCAAACUGCUAGCAGAGCUGAUGUCUCUUUACCAGUCCAUCCUCACGCGACUCAUGAUGCCAAGGACCUUCUCUUCAUGGGAAGCUGUGAUAAAUUUUGAUGUGGACAAUGAUCGCAACGCGAGAGCACAGUCUGCGACCUGGCAACCCUGCAAGACCUGCCGCCGCCAGCAGGAUGGGUAGAGUGAAGUGUGAAGGGUGAAGGGUGAAGGGUAGAGAGUAAAAAACAGCAAGGUGUGGGUGCAGGAUGACACGCCGACAGCAGGAUGGGCAGAGUGACUGGUGAAGAGUGAAGCGUGGAGCAUGAAGGGUGAAGGGUGAAAGACAGCAAGGUGUGGGUGCAGGAUGACAAGGGGUGUGUGGAGGCAGGGACACUGAAGCAUGAAGUGACCGAUGGAGUCUGUGUGCGUGGCAGCGGACAGCGACGUCACCCGUGUGAUGAGUGAUAAGGUCCUUCUCGCAUGAAAUCCAAACAAGCGAGUUAUAUCUGCUCUCUGACAACGGAUGGCCUCUGAGCUCCAAUAUCCGCUGUUCAACUCUUCACAGACCUCAUACUUCAAACGUAUAUUUCAUUACCUAUUUAUUUACAUUUAUCUAUUCAUUUAUUUAUUUUUAUCAUUUUUUGUGGCCUAGAGAGAGAGAGAGAGAGAGAGAGAGAGAGAGAGAGA
Molecule: messenger RNA, 813 nt
Organism: Portunus trituberculatus (swimming crab)
Lineage: Eukaryota; Metazoa; Arthropoda; Malacostraca; Decapoda; Portunidae
Exons: 2
Coding region: 14-328 (104 amino acids)
Source: RefSeq, a predicted model, not a curated record